AUUUACAAGUUUCACAGUUGUCAUCUAUGUAGGUAUUUGUUUAAAAUAUUUAUUCGCGGUUUUCUUUACCACACAAAUAAUUUUACUAUCGUCCGAAGUAUUUGGUAAUACAGCAAAUUUAGUUGCAUGAUACACAGUACCAGGCGAAUACAUUUUUUGUUGCUAUGACACCCUGUAUAUCUGUUUUCCCGCGUUACUCGGUACGAGGGCCUUGCACAUUAAUGCACAAUCCGCAAAAUGUUGAAGAAACGUAUUGACGGGCGGCGUUUAGCACAAAAUGUUGGAGAACAAGUAAUAUUACUUGGAACUAUCGGGAAAAAGUCCUCAAACGGUAGGAAUAUGGAAUUAAGGACAACCGAUGGUGUAUCAGUUAAUGUAACUUUACCAGAACCUAUCGAUGGAAAUGCUGAAGGAUACGUAGAACUUCAUGGUACGUUAAACUCAAAGUCCACAAUGGCAUGUAGCAACUAUAUAUUAUUACCACCAAGUAUGACAGAGAAAUUUGACACUACUCAGUACAAUGAAUUUAUGGUUACAUUGAAUGUAUUGGGACCAGAAAAAUGGAUGAUGUUAGAAGACGUCACAGGAAUAUAAAUCAUUAUUAAUAUACAUUUUGUAAACUUCUUGUAUGUAUGUAAUAGUUCU
Nomia melanderi (Alkali bee) is the source of this 645-nucleotide messenger RNA. Its product is annotated as replication protein A 14 kDa subunit. Gene Ontology annotation, cellular component: DNA replication factor A complex; site of double-strand break; nucleus. The record is from RefSeq and is a predicted model, not a curated record. Gene Ontology annotation, biological process: nucleotide-excision repair; base-excision repair; double-strand break repair via homologous recombination. Gene Ontology annotation, molecular function: damaged DNA binding; single-stranded DNA binding. Lineage: Eukaryota; Metazoa; Arthropoda; Insecta; Hymenoptera; Halictidae.